Molecule: messenger RNA, 1110 nt
Organism: Necator americanus (New World hookworm)
Lineage: Eukaryota; Metazoa; Nematoda; Chromadorea; Rhabditida; Ancylostomatidae
Exons: 7
Coding region: 1-1110 (369 amino acids)
Source: RefSeq, a predicted model, not a curated record
AUGUCGUUGAAAGUAGAGCAAUGCAUCACUUCACUGCAAUCCGCACCAGCUGGGACGACAGUUCAUCGAUUGGUGUCGUUGACAAGGGAACGAAUUGCGUUCAAGGUCGAAAUCAGUGAAAAAUCAAGACAUUACGUGGUGUAUCCGAUAGAAGGAUUCAUCGACAGUGGAGAAAUGGUCAGGCUGACAGUCAGGCCGACCACAAAUAAAUUUACUCCUGCUAACCUCGUGAUCAGAUGGGCAGAGACUGACGACGACGUUGUUGAUGUGCUGAUGGCAUUGAGAGGGAAUGGCCGAGCCGGUCAGAUAAUUCAUCCUUUGAAUCCGAGGAACCACUGUGAUGAAGUGCGAUAUCCGUCUGCUUUAUUGAAAGUCGAUGACGAUGAGUGGGCGGAUGCACGAAGAUCGUGGUUAUUAGUAAAAUUUGGCUAUGCAACUGUUGCGAUAAGGGACGAAAACGUGAUAUGGAAAGCUGUUUCGAAAAUCACUGAAGAGCUGAGUUCCAAUCACAUUUUUCUUGAAGAUAGACCACUAUUCUGCAGUCUUUCAUGCCUUAGCGAGAAACAGAUUGUGAAUGAUAUCUGGAAUCAUCUCCAAGCAGCGAAACCGGGUAGCUAUCCGGUUCUUUUACUUAUUGAUGACUAUCAUGGCAGAUUUACCAACCUUAUAAAACACCAUUUCUCAAAACACAUGUAUAUUUUUCAACUGAGCGGCGAAGAAGUGGUUGAUAUCGCUGCAAGUUCCGAGGAGAGACCGUUCGUGGAGUUGAGUGGGUGGUGCCGAGAGUUCACCUCGCUCGUAAUGCAGUCUGAAGAAGAGAAAUUGCAAUCAUCUAACUUUUCUUCGAAUCUAGGCGGUGCAUAUUUUCCCAACGAAGAGCCUCCAGAUCGAGAUCUCAUGCGUGACGAUCAACAGCGCGAUUCAUACGGUACACAUGGGAGACCUCCGGACAAUCCACAUCAUAUUUAUGAAGAAGUCCCAAAUGGUCGGCACCGACCUCAUGGAGAAUAUCAAGAUGAUCGGUAUACCUAUAGUCAGAAGUGGGAGGAGCAGAGCAGCACUCAUGAAGAAAAUCUGAGGUAUUUCUAUAGUACUCAAGAGAUCUUUUAG